AUGAUUCGUCGGCCAAAAAACACUAACAAAGCUAAAUUUAAGGCUCUCGAUCGCGGAGCGAAGACCGUGGUCGCUGCUGCCGCGGCCGUGGGCGUGAAUCGAUCAACGUGGUACCGCCGGAAGAAACAAGAAGCCACCAUCAAAGUUGCUGCACAUAACACAGCUACCAUUUUCUACACUUCCCGAACUACAAAAAUACUGCUUGAUUGGAUCGUGGAAAUGCGCAAAAAUCGUUACUUGUGUGUAUCAAUGGCGUGCAUGCUGAUUAUGCUUGCUCGUUACGAUCCUGAGCGAGCUAAAUAUCGCACUCGGCUCGGAAACCUAGCGUUUUUAAAGCGCUUUCUCAAGCGCAACCGCCUUACUGUUCGCCGAAUUACGCAAAAAGGCAGAAAGAAGCGCUCUGACAUGGAGAUUUGGCAGCCAAGCGUUGAUGGAUGCCGACUGCUCAUACUUGACAGUCUUAAAGUCAAUAGAAUGGCUUCACUGAGAGCGGUACUGGGUAAAUGCUGUACACAGUUGCAGUUUGUGUCUUCCGGAAUUACGGGUUUAGGUCAACCAAUGGACGUUGCUGUGAUGAAGCCGUUCAAGGACGCCUUCCCGUACGUAUGUAUUUAG
Molecule: messenger RNA, 615 nt
Organism: Phytophthora nicotianae INRA-310
Lineage: Eukaryota; Oomycota; Peronosporomycetes; Peronosporales; Peronosporaceae
Exons: 3
Coding region: 1-615 (204 amino acids)
Source: RefSeq, a predicted model, not a curated record